GAAUGGAUUCCCAGGGUGAGAUUAGGCUCUGAGAGGUCUCUGCCAGGGGGAAAAAAAAAAGAUAGGUUAGGAGCUUGCAUAUCUUUGGAGGGGGGCAGAAUGGGGAAGAAUUUGGCAUAUAACAGAUGAAGAAGUGUUGCCAACAAGACUCAGUUUGAUUCAUCUUCACAAUUCCUGUUUGGUGAUCACUGGCCCCUUGGGGUCAUACUACUGCCCACUGUAGGCCUCUUCUCCUUUGGAGACCACUGCUCUAAUAGAAAAAUACUUUUGUUGAGUUGUUCUGAAUGCCCUCCAAUACGUCAUGGGUACUUUUAAACAGUAAAAACAAAGCACCAAGAAAUAAAUCCUAUAGUAAGUGUAAGAACCUUUUAAAAUCUGACUCUCCAAACUGGGAUGGACUUAAUCUAUAUCUUACUGUGGAUGCCAAAGUGGAAUUGGUAUUGGCAAAAGACUCUAGCAGAUGAAAGAUGUGAUCUAUAAACAAUGAACAAAAAUGGAAGAAUGAGACAACAAAGGCUUCAUUACCCAGAAUGCUCUCAGAUAGAGAUUCCUUUAUAUAGCUAGAAUGUGAUUCCAGAUCAUAUUAGGAGGCAGCCAGCAACCCAGAAUAAGGAUAAUGGAUGUUCAAGUGACUGCUGACACUUCCUCCAAGAUAUGUAAUAUUAGAGAGCGGAUGAAGGAGAAAAGACGUGGAUCAUUGAAGACUGCAAAACAGAAUGCUUCUCUUGCAUCCAAAAUAAAAAAUAAAAUAAUAAACAACUCUUCUAUCAUUAAGGUGUCUUUGAAACAAAACAACAGAGCCUUGGCCCUUGCCCUAAGUUCUGAGAAGAUGCUCAGUCAGAAGCUUAUAGAAGACAGGAAGCUUCUGAUGAAAGAAAUAGAGAAUAAAAUCCUCAUAGAAUUGGAAGCAUAUACAAGUGCCAAAUUCCAGUGUGCAAUUAGAGAGAGUGAUCCUUUUACGAUUUCAGAGGAAAUCAGUGCAGAAAAUUGGAUCACUGAUGAUAAUGCAGACAAGCACAGGAACAGUUCACCAAGUAGGGCAACCAUGUUAUCGCUGAAGGAUCUUAUCAUUAAUGUGGAAAAUAGCAAACAGCCAGAUGAUGGCCUCAAAGAUCUCUUCCUUCAACAGACAAAAAGUCCCAAAAUGCAAUAUCACUUGGGGCUGGAGGAACCUUUGAAUUCAGAUAGAGAAAGUAAGCAGGUGAAUGCCAUCAGUAUCUUGGAAUCUGAAUUGGCUGAUGCUUUAUCUGUGGCACAGGAUGGCAAGAUUGGGGAACCAUACUAUGAAGACAAGUCACCAUUCUUGGCAAAUAUCACCCAAAGGAAGAAAUGGUCUUCUUCCCCUUAUAUAAACUGUCAGAUCAGAGCUGAGAAUUUUGAAACAGACGUGUGCUCGAAUCGUUUUUCCCGGUGGACCACUGGCCCUGGAAGUCCUGUAAGAGAAAUGAAUGGACAAGAAACUUGCACCUUGUCCUGGCUUUUUAAUCCCCACUGUGAUUCCAAGAGUGCUAUCUCUCUACCUGAGGAUACAAUACUUUCUGGACAGCUACCAGAGGAAGUAAUGGGUCUUCAGAAUAGUACCCAAUCUCCACAUUCGCAAUGGAGUAAUGAGCAGGAUAGACCAGUCACAACCUCGAUAAAAGGUCAAAACAAAAUUACCAGUGGUGCUGAGAAAGAUGUUGCUUCAUUUCUGGAAAGUGAGACGUGUAUAUUUACAGAACAAGAGACCCAAGACACAGUUGGAAUCCAACUUAUGAAAAAUUCAGACAAUAAUAGCCAAAAAGAGACCCUGAGUUUUACAACACUGGAUCCAGUGGCCCAGACAUCAAGUAAAUCAGCACUGAUUCCAUCCAUGUUCCCCAAAGAGGUGGACUUUUUGGAGGAAAACCCACUCCCCACUAGAAGCAGACCUCCUGAGGAUCAGCUUUACCAUGCGAAUGACAGCAUGAGAAGACAAAGCAGGCAAACUUAUCUUUACAGUGAGGUGUGUUCAAAUAAACAAGAAAAGACAGCAACCCCUCCCUCUGAAAAGAGAAAGAAAACUUCUUCAGAAAAACAGAUCGAAGAAGAUAUCCAGAGCCCAAAUUCAAGUCAUAAGCCAACUUGUAAGUCUCCAUGUGGAAGAUCUGACAUGCAGCGAUUAUCUCAAAAGAAUAAGGCCACUGACAAGCAGAUGUUCUCAAAUGAGCUAAAUAAGGAAACAAAACAGAUAAGAAACCGGAUGUCUACUGAUUUACACACUACUCUUAGCGAAGUAAAUGACUACGGAGCCAAAAGCAUGAAUGAAUCCGAAAAGAUAGUGAUAACUAUGGACCAGCAGAUCCCAAGUACAAAUACAACCCUCAGUGGGGAAAUACUGCAGAAAAUCACUGUUAGGCCUUUGAAGCAGAAAAUAAGCAGAAAGACUUAUGACAUUAAAGACCACAGAGAGGAAAAUAUGAUUCCACUGGAAUGCAACUCGAAGACUGAUUCUCAGGAAUCCCAGGAACCUCAGCACCAAAUUAAAGGAAGCUGGGGGAAAAAUGGGAAGGAAGGCUCAUGGAAUAGUCAAAUGGAAGCUUCUACCUCAGAUAAUAAAGAAGCAAGCCUAGGGGAUUCACUGAGUAAAAAGAAGCAAGGUCUGAAAAGCCAUAUAGGAAAUUCAUCAGUUCCUAUACUGGCUUCCCACUCUGUGGAGUCAAGCUUAAAUAACAUGUAUCAUGUCUCUGUUGAGAUUAUGAAGAAUAUCCCAAAUAGUGUGAAUAAAAUCCAGGCACCAUCAACUGUUCUGGGUAAUGCAACCAGACAUAUGUCACAAUCAAUGACCAAAACAAAGCAAGAGAAUGUUCUUUUAGCCAAAGACCAAUCCGAUUUUGGAAGGAGAGGUGUUUCUGGGACUGUUUCAGGAGAGCAUGAACCCUCAGAAGUUGGCCAAGUGAUGCAGAGUGAACUUCAUAAUAGCCUUUCAAAAACAGAGAGAAACUUCUGCCAGAGGGCCACCAAAAAAAUGGUCCUGAAUAGUCCUAGGUCUUUGGAAAAUUCUUAUGUGACCUUAUCCCCAGAGCAGCCUGUCAGGACUUGCCCUUCUCUAGAAGCCUUCCAAAUUCUGGAACCCAAUGUGGUCAGUGCCAGGGUUUCUGCUGGACUAGAAAUCACCAAAGGGAGGGACUCCCCUUCUGACCCAAAAGAUCAUUGGAGUGUGGCAGUUGUUCCUAGAGGCUCUUCUCUGAGUAAAAAAACCCCAAGGAAAGACGGAUUCUGGAGUGAUUCUAGAACCAUGUUGAGGCGUUCAUCGAGAAAGAAAGAAAAUCUUAUUAGCUACCGAGAGCCGCGGCUCAAUUGCAAAUUGAGGCGUGGAGACCCAUUCACAGAUGCGCUGUUUCUACAUUCUCCAGUAAACAAAAGAAAGAAAAUAAUGAAACAAAAGGAAAAGACAUGAAAUAGAGGAAGAGCUACAAGUGUCACAAAAUUUAAGAAUUUAAAAGACUUUAAAUUUAUUUUAAAAGUCAUUUGACAUUAUAGAUCUUGAGCCAGUGGUAUUUUGAGUUUGAUUAUUUCUUCACUUUGUACUUUUAAACAAUAUAAUAAAACCAAAGUUUAAAGUAAA
Messenger RNA from Monodelphis domestica (gray short-tailed opossum), 3586 nucleotides. The record is from RefSeq and is a predicted model, not a curated record. Lineage: Eukaryota; Metazoa; Chordata; Mammalia; Didelphimorphia; Didelphidae.